Triticum dicoccoides is the source of this 2491-nucleotide messenger RNA. Its product is annotated as F-box protein SKIP14-like. The coding region runs from base 452 to 2026 and encodes 524 amino acids. The transcript has 3 exons. Gene Ontology annotation, molecular function: protein binding. Lineage: Eukaryota; Viridiplantae; Streptophyta; Magnoliopsida; Poales; Poaceae. The record is from RefSeq and is a predicted model, not a curated record. Gene Ontology annotation, cellular component: cytoplasm.
GCCGCCGCAUUCGCAGGCGUCCGCCCACCGCAGAGUCGCCAAUCCCCUCCCGAGAGCCCCCGCCCCGUCGGCUCGUGGAUCUCGCCUCCCGCCGGCGCCGCUGGGUGGGGAUUUCGGUCCCGUGUUUAUUGCUCUGAUUCGGGCCCUGAUUCUCCCCGGAUUGCGUUUCCUUUGAUGGGGCCGCCGCCGCCGCUGCUCCGGCUCCGGGUCUGAUUCUGAUUCUGAUUCUGGUUCGGGCGGAAGGUAGAGAUUGUCGUCUUUUUAUUGAGCCCCCCUGCCUGCCCCUGGUUUCUCCGCCGCUAUUGGAUUGAUUUGGGAUCCGCGAUCGAGAUUGCUCCGUGAAGUUUUUGGUCCUAGGGAUAUUUUUUGACUGGCCCGGAUCAGGAAUAGAGGGUUCUCUUGCUGGGGGGAGGGAGAUCUAGGGUUGCGUCUUCUAUAGUUCUCUUUGUGCAUGUGCAUACUCCAUAGAAGAAAACACCAAAAAAAAGAGGGGGGGAGGAGGAGGAGGAGGAGGAAUUGGAGCAGGAGGAGGAGGAUUGGAGCGCAGGGGAGUUUGGAGGUUAUUAUGGCGCUCAAUUACCCGUCGUGCUCAUUCUUGGUGAGCGACGAGUGCUCUGCCCUGAUGCGGGGGUGUGGAUGCUGGUCGGAGGAGGCCUCGCCCCUCUCGUCCCCAGGGGUCAACUCCAGGCGCUGGGAUGAUUUCGAGCCGGACCCUGCGGAUCUAUUGCCCGCGGAUCCCUUCGGGAUGAACUUGGGGAACACCAUCACUGCAGCCAUCGCCAGUUGCCUUGACCGCACGGUCAUGUCUGGUGCAGGGCGUUUUGUUGGAAGCAGUGACGGCGGCGCGGCUGUUCGUGCCGACUUGAGUUAUUACCUGGACCUGAAUCAUGCUAUUGCGCUCUCCUGGGAGCCACCUUUCCUCCCGGGUGGCUGCAGGCGUGCUUUUGAGGGGCCUUUUGGGUUUGGAGGCCUUUAUGCUGCCGGAGGCGCCAACUGCUCUCAAGGAUUGCCUCCCCUUGCGUCCUGCUCACGGCAAAUUGUACCUGGAGAGGAUCCAUCUACUUCUGGCAGUGCUGCAUUGGUGUGCCGUGAUGGAGUUGAUGCCGUGGGAGCGUCAUGCUCAUGGCCAAUUGUACCCGGAGAGGACCCAUCUCCUUCUGGCAGUGCUGCAUUGGUGUGCCGUGAUGGAGUUGAUACCGUGGGAAGUGCACCGCAUGACGGGAUGAAGUAUGCUCUUGCCUAUCUUGGGCUUCGUGACAUCCUAGCUACAGAGAUGGUGUGCAAGUCUUUGCAUUCAUGGAUCCGCACUCAUUCCUUAGUGUGGAAGUGUAUCCAUGUUGAACCGGUAUUGAGUGGGAAGAUUACUGAUCCUGAUCUUCUACGUCUGACACAGAAGAUUCCAGGUGAUUUGCAGUGUCUAAAUAUAAAUGACUGCAUAAAUAUCACCGACAAUGGUUUGAAUGCUGUUCUCCAAAGCAAUCUGAGGUUAACAAAGUUGAGUAUUGCGCGCUGCCCGCGGUUAACUUUGGAUGGUCUUAUUGCCAAUCUAAAGUCAUUUAAUAUGAAAGCAGUGUCGGGUAUUAAGUGCCUCAGAAUUGACAAAAACUUCAAUUUACCAAAAGAGGAUUACGAGGAGUUAUUAUCCUUGUUGAGCAUCGACAAGAGACAGGAGUUGCACAACCGGGCUCCGCGAUUCCGUCAUUCUAAUCAUUUUUUAUUAGAUUGCAAUGACGGAUAUGCUCUUGAUAUUGAGAUGUGCCCCAUCUGUCAAAGUUACAAACUUGUUUUUGACUGCCCUGAAGCGGAGUGCAGUGACAAGAGAUCUGGCAAGUGCAGAGCAUGUGAGGUUUGCAUCAAGAGAUGCCGGCAGUGUGGAAGGUGCUUAGAACGAAAUGAGAAGUUUGAAGAGAAAUUUGAUCUGGUCUACCUUUGCUACAAGUGUCGAGGCGAUCCGGCUUCACCAUCUCUCGGUGUGGAAAAGGAUCUGGUCUCCAUUUUAUCCAGUGGAAGAAUACCUUCUCCUUGAACAUGGAGGAGCAACAGUCCAUGUCCAGCCAUUCAGCCAUCUUUCUUAGCAUUACUGAUGAAGAAAAAAAAGAAAAAAAAAUAUAGUUUGCUAUUCAUGAAGGUGUGUGGUCGUUUGACAGAUGGUACAUUUGCUUGCAAGAAAAACAAAAAAAGAUGUUACUAAUUCCAGCAGAAAUAAAGGGAUGAUUCCCACUAUUACAGCCUCACCAGCGACAAGGAGGGAUGUUUCUUCAUGGAAUUUGCAGUUCAAGAGUGUAUAGGUACAUGGUGAGAUUGGUGUCGGUGUGUUGCUUGAUGCUGCAUCUUCCUGUGAAGAAGACUGAAGACGAACUUAUUCCUUAGCUUCCAAGUAUAUUAUAUCUGUAUAUGCGUGACAUUGUAAUAGUUUGUCCUGGAUACGUCGUGUCGUAUGACUUGGUAACUUGUUUCAUAGAAAUAAAUAAAUCAAUGACUUCUGACUAUA